AGGACACUCCCUCCAGUCUCAUUUUUGCUGGUACCAGAAGGAAAACACACACCGACCCGGGAAAACAGGGGAGCAAGAGACAGACAGAGAAAGAGCAGCUGCUGCAGCUAGCAGCGGCAGCUGGGAAACAGAGAGCCAAAAAUGCGCAGCGGCGGCGGCGGCGGGCGUGAGGACGACGAGGCCGGGCAGAAGCUGAAGAGCAUGGACGUGGACAAGAUGGAGAACGGCGCCGACGACAGCCCGCGGCCGCUCGUCAAGUACCACGGCUGGAAGGCCAUGCCCUUCAUCAUCGGGAACGAGACGUUCGAGAAGCUGGGGACGCUGGGCACGUCGGCGAACCUGCUGGUGUACCUGACGCAGGUGUUCCACAUGCAGAGCGUGGACGCCGCGACGCUGCUCAACGGGCUCAACGGCACCACCAGCCUCGCCCCCAUCGUCGGCGCCUUCCUGUCCGACGCCUACCUCGGCCGCUACCUCGCGCUCGCCAUCGCCUCUGUCGCAUCCCUCAUCGGCAUGUUCUUCCUGACGCUGACGGCCGGCGCGGACAGCCUGCACCCGCCGGAAUGCGGCGCGGGCGAGGUCUGCCAGAAGGCGACGUCCUACCAGUUCGCGGUGCUCUUCAUCUCCUUCGCGUUCCUGGUGAUCGGGUCGGCGGGGAUCCGUCCUUGCAGCAUGCCGUUCGGCGCCGACCAGUUCGACCCGCACACGGAGUCCGGCAAGCGUGGCAUCAACAGCUUCUUCAACUGGUACUACUUCACCUUCACCUCGGCGAUGCUGGUGUCCGCCACGGUCAUCAUCUACGUGCAGAGCAACGUCAGCUGGCCGAUCGGGCUCGGCAUCCCGACGGCGCUCAUGUUCCUCGCCUGCGUGCUCUUCUUCAUGGGCACCAAGCUGUACGUGCGUGUCAUCCCCGAGGGGAGCCCCUUCACCACCAUCGUGCAGGUGUUCGCCGCGGCCGUCAGCAAGCGGUCGCUGAAGCAGGCCAAGGACCCGAAGCAGGAUCUUUUCGACCCGCCGCAUACCAGCAACGUCGUGUCCAAGCUGGCUCACACGGACCAGUUCAGGUGCCUGGACAAGGCGGCCAUGGUGGCGUCCCCGGAGGAGGUGAGACCCGGCGGUGCGGCGCCCGUGAACCCGUGGAGGCUCUGCACGGUGCAGCAGGUGGAGGAGGUGAAAUGCCUCAUCAGGAUCGUGCCAGUUUGGUCCACGGGGAUCAUCUACUACGUGGCCGUGGUGCAGCAGUCCACCUACGUGGUCUUCUCCGCGCUGCAGUCCGACAGACGCCUCGGCAGCAGCUUCCACGUCCCCGCCGCGUCGUUCACCGUCUUCGCCAUGCUGGCACAGACGCUGUGGAUCCCCAUCUACGACAGGAUCCUCCUGCCAAGGCUCCGGAAGGUCACCGGGAAAGACGAAGGGUUCACGCUGCUGCAGCGCCAGGGGAUCGGGAUCGCGCUCUCCACGGUGGCCAUGGUCAUCUCGGCCAUCGUCGAGGACCGGCGCAGGGACAUCGCGCUCAACCAGCCGGUCAUCGGCACCACGCAGACCGGGGGCGGCAUCUCGGCCAUGUCCAGCUUCUGGAUGGUGCCGCAGCUCAUGAUCCUGGGGCUCUCCGAGGCGUUCAACCUCAUCAGCCAGAUCGAGUUCUACUACAAGGAGAUCCCGGAGCACAUGAGGAGUGUCGCCGGGGCGCUCGCGUUCUGCAACCUCGCGCUGGGGAACUACCUCAGUGGGUUCUUGACGACGAUAGUGCACCAGACCACGGGAGCUGGGCAGAACUGGCUGGCGCAGGAUCUUAACAAGGGGAGGCUCGAUCUCUUCUACUGGAUGAUCGCCGGCAUUGGCGUCUUCAACUUCGUUUACUUUAUGAUCUGUGCCAGGUGGUACAGGUUCAAGGGAGCCAGCAACUGAUGGGGAGAUGCAUGCGUGCAAAUUGAAAUGGUCGAUUAAGUUGUGGCAAAGGGGGAACAGGAAGGUGGGGGUAGAAUAAGGUCAGAUGUUAAUUCGUGUGUCUUGGAUACAACAGUAGCUAUUUCCUUUUUUUUGGUUUUGGUUAUGAGUUCAAUCUACAGAAUUAAGUGGAUGGGAAAAAGAGGAAGAGAGGUAAACAAAAGUGGGGCUGUUUCUUGUAAGUUGUUAAAUUGAAAGAUAAAUUAAUGUCUUUCUCGAUUCAAGCA
Molecule: messenger RNA, 2174 nt
Organism: Brachypodium distachyon (stiff brome)
Lineage: Eukaryota; Viridiplantae; Streptophyta; Magnoliopsida; Poales; Poaceae
Product: protein NRT1/ PTR FAMILY 2.11
Exons: 3
Coding region: 142-1908 (588 amino acids)
Biological process (GO): transmembrane transport
Cellular component (GO): plasma membrane
Molecular function (GO): transmembrane transporter activity
Source: RefSeq, a predicted model, not a curated record